AUGUUGUUGCGCAGCACCAUGGAGCUACGGGCCUUGUUGGCCUUCUACGCGUGUCAUCUGGUGGGCUUCUGCUGCUCGGAGCUCUGGGGGGGCCCGCUUGCAUGGUUGGCCCGCUUCUGGGUCGCUUUCUUAGCCUGGUACACAUGGGGUGCGUGGCGCUGUUGGGAGCAGUUCAUCCGCCACCGUAGUGACAGGUCGCAGAGCAACAGCCCAUCCAACCGGCGCCGGCCGAACCUUCAGCGCCGCAGUCGCUUGGACGUGGGACUGCCGAACACCGAGGACGUCCAAGCAUUGGCACAGGUACUGCCAGCUGCAGGCUCUGCGCCCUCAAGCCCGCAGAGCAGCGUGGUGCUUAGCGACUUUGGGGGAGUCUCCUCGGAGGCAUCGACGACAUCAGGCAGCCCACGUAGGCGUCGUCGUGGCUCGGCCAAACUUGAGCUAAGCCAGGUCUUAAAGCUGAGCGACGAAGUGGCCCUGGACUUGGACAUAGACCACAUUUACCUGGCGUUGGUGCCUUUCCUUUGGGGGCAGAUCUUCAUUGGAUUGCCGGCCUGGGCCAACAUGCUCUUGGGCGCCAAGGACACGCCCGGAGCUUUGCGCUUCGGUUUCUGGCAGCUCCUCUACCGGCUCGGGUACCCAAGGCCCUUGGUGAAGGACCCCCGAAAAACCUGCGCAGAGCUUUUGCUGGAGACAAGCUUGGCAAUCUACUUUCAGGAGGAGAGUGUUGGCGUCGAUGGCAGGAAGCUGGCCCACUUCAAGAUCCCUUCAGUGCCCCACCUGACAGGCGAAGAUUUCCGCAGGAUCCAGCACGACGACCUGAGCGUGGAGAUAGAUUUGGGUGAGAGGGUGCUCUGCACCGCCAGCUAUGGCGACCAGCAGAUCAAAGCGGACGAGGCCAUGGUGUUACUGAACCUCGCCGUUAGCAUCAUGCUGCACCCCAUGCUGCAUGCCUUCGCCAACUGGUCCACCACUCCGGAGAGCCCGGAUGCUUACACAAGGCGCAACUCAAUCGUCACCGUCCUCUUCAACUACUACGGCAUCAAGGCCUUUGCGCAAUGGUGCGAUUUCCUCUGUCAUCUGGGACUUGGGAAAGUCAGCGGCGAGACGUUUACCACUACGGUCAGGUCAGGGAUGCGACAGCAUGUGCCGCCGCAUGCACAGGUGUCGCUCCUGGCGCCGCACAGCCGCCUCGUGAACUUCACUGUUUGUGUUCGCAGCUUCUUUCUGAGGAAGUUCCAGAAGUACCAGGGACAGUUCCCUGGCAUCGACGGUGAAGCGCUCUUCCUCGCCACCGUGCUGCACCCCCUGGAACAUUUCAACUUGGUGACUCUGCAGAGCGCAUAUGACAUGGUGUGCGCCAACCCGACCUUCGAGGGUGAUCUGCAACUCGUGCGGUCGGCCAUCAUUAUAACCUCAGACAAGCUUUGGCUCAGCAAUCUCCUUUACGACUUCAGUUUCCAGGGCUCCUCGCACGAGCUUUUCAAGGAGACCUAUGAGCAUGCCGUACUUAUCGAUGAGGAGUUCGCAAACGAAAUGGAGUGCUGCGUCAUGCGCUAG
Messenger RNA from Symbiodinium sp. CCMP2592, 1557 nucleotides. The record is from the annotation of a GenBank genome assembly. NCBI's taxonomy places the organism in Eukaryota, Dinophyceae, Suessiales, Symbiodiniaceae.